Molecule: messenger RNA, 1839 nt
Organism: Melanotaenia boesemani (Boeseman's rainbowfish)
Lineage: Eukaryota; Metazoa; Chordata; Actinopteri; Atheriniformes; Melanotaeniidae
Product: galectin-related protein-like
Exons: 6
Coding region: 286-927 (213 amino acids)
Biological process (GO): regulation of transcription by RNA polymerase II
Molecular function (GO): RNA polymerase II cis-regulatory region sequence-specific DNA binding; DNA-binding transcription factor activity; carbohydrate binding
Source: RefSeq, a predicted model, not a curated record
GUCUGAUUAGCCUUCUCCAACAGACGGGGAUUAAGCUUUGAGUCUCUAAUUAUUAUAAAGCAUACGUCAGCAGAUAUCCUCCCAUUUUAAACGGAGAGUGAAACGGAGGAAUGUCGCGAUAGGUGACUGCGCUCCCCGCCAGGCCCAAGCAGACGCAGAGACCCAGAAAACAGGAGCAGGAACAGGAAUAUCCUCCUGUGUCAGUGCCACGACGCUGACACACCACGCACCGCGGCAGGGCUGCCUCUGCUCCGAUAAUAAGCAUCCUAUGCUAUUCUGCUCAAGAUGGCGGUGCAGGCAGCGGAAAACGACGGAAUAGUGUUGAAGAACGUGGAUGAUGAUCAUCUCAAUGACUCGCUGGGGAACCCCGGCCUCAUCUCACCCGACAAGGAGGAUUUAUCACGUCUCCUGACGGUGCCAUUCAGCGGGCGCAUUCGCGGAGGCAUGCGACCAGGAAAGAAGAUCAUAGUGAUGGGCAUUGUGGACCUGGAGCCGGACAGCUUUGAUGUCAGCCUGACCUGCGGUCGUGAUUCAGAGAAGGAGGCGUUACACGACGUGGCGCUAAAACUCACUGCUCGCUUCGGUGAUCGUCAGUUUCUGCGCAGCGCCUGCAUAUCUGGGAAAUGGACAGAGGAAGAGGCGUCCACUGCCUACUUUCCGUUCAUCCCUGACCAGCCUUUUAGGAUUGAGAUCCACUGCGAGCACCAGCGGUUCCGAAUAUUCGUGGACGGACACCAGCUCUUUGACUUUUAUCACAAAGUAAAAUCCCUGUCCUCUAUCGACACAACGUCCCAUCAGUCUCAGAGAAGCCACGGGAGCUUCCCAUUGUGGAGCAAAAUGAGACUCAUGAUGAUCAGCAGGUUAAAGAGGAGCAGGUGGAUCUUUGUAUCGUCCCUGACCCGGAUGCCGAGUCUUCGGAGGAUGUAAAAGUUGCGCAUUAUGAAUCAGAGACGACCUCUCAGGCAGACUGCCAGCUGUACCCAGGCGUAAGCUCAAUAACUGUGACCUUGAACAAUGAUGAUGACUGGAUGGGAAACGAUGUCUCAGGCUCCUCCUUUUGUGGUCCAAGUCGUGGUGAUGCUGCUUUUUUGCAUCAUGAACAUGCCCAUGGCAAGAAGUCUUGCCGUUUUUGUGGCAGUACAUUUACCAGAGACUGUGAUCUGAUCAGACAUAUGGAUGAAUCUCACAUGGGAGAAAAAGCCUUUAAAUGUUCUGAAUGUGACAAAGAAUUUGCACGUAGAGAUAGUCUGGCUUUGCAUUUAAGAGUUCACACAGGUGAGAAGCCACAUAGGUGCCCUUUCUGUGGGAAAUUUUUUACCCAAAGUUCAAAUCUCAGGGUGCACAUGAGGAAACACACUGGUGAGAAACCAUAUUUCUGCAAUUCAUGUGGCAAAAUGGUUGCACAUUCCUAUCAUUUAAAGAUAUGUUCCAGACAAUCUUCUAACACGACAGAAAUUAUUGGCGAGAGGACAUUUCGCUGUGUGCGUUGUGGCAAGAAAUUUGGCACAGCUUCAGAUCUGAGGGUGCACAUGGAGAUCCACGAAGCCAGGACAUCACAUGAUGUUGAGCAGCCUUUUGCAUGAUAAGACAUGGAUGCCAUAUUCAUACAAGUUGUUCAAUAGUUUAUUUAAAUUGCUUAUUAAAUUAUAAAUGCCAUUUGGAAUUGUGCGUGUGAAACAUUCUUUUAUAUUUAUAAAACUUAUUGAAUGUGCAAUAGUUGUAGGUUUACAUGUUCAAACCUGUUUUUCACUAUUCAUGUAUUGCUCAGUAAACAAAAGAAAAAUCAUACACUUAAUGCUGUAGUUAACCUGUGAGUUUAAUUACAAUCACUUAAAUAAC